This is a messenger RNA of Candidozyma duobushaemuli, 585 nucleotides long. RefSeq names its product aminoacyl-tRNA hydrolase. The record is from RefSeq and is a predicted model, not a curated record. Bases 1 to 585 code for a protein of 194 amino acids. The transcript has a single exon. NCBI's taxonomy places the organism in Eukaryota, Fungi, Ascomycota, Pichiomycetes, Serinales, Metschnikowiaceae. Gene Ontology annotation, molecular function: peptidyl-tRNA hydrolase activity. Gene Ontology annotation, cellular component: mitochondrion; cytosol.
AUGGCCCAGACUGUCAGCUUGCUCACCCUUUGUGCAGCUAGUUUCCUCACGGGGUACAUUGUGAAAGGGUGGUUUUCACUGUCACCCAAAAUCAAGAGAGUUAGGCUGGUCAAACCACCUAUUUCCGAUUCCGAUGCUUCUACAGAGUCCUACACUGAUUCCGAAUCAGAGGAUGAUAUAGAGAUAGACUCUAGGCCACUCAACGAGAUUCCAGGAGAGGUGAGGAUGACACUUAUUGUCAGACUGGAUUUGAAGAUGGGAAAGGGCAAGGCUGCUGCUCAGUGCUCCCAUGCUACUUUGGCCUUGUACAAGAGAAUGGCUGACUCACAGAGAGCCUCCUACAAUCCUACGCUUCUUGAAAGAUGGGAAAGAGGUAAUGGUCAAGCUAAAAUCACUCUUCAGGUACCAAAUCAGGAGGACAUGGAUGUGAUGUUUGCUCAGGCUCUUUCACUUGGUGUCAAUGCCUAUAUUGUUCACGAUGCUGGAAGAACCCAAAUUGCCGCAGGAAGCGCCACAGUCCUUGGGCUCGGCCCCGCUCCAAAGCUAGUCAUGGACCAGAUCACUCUGGAUUUAAAGUUGUAUUAG